AUGAGUGAAUAUUCGGACGUUCAGUUGUUUGUGAGACCUAUUGGUCCAGAUGCAAAGCAUGAAGAGGUGGAGGAAUUUUUCGCGGAAGCUGGUGCCAUCAGAGAGUUAAGGUUGAUGCCAGGCUAUGCGUUCGUUGAAUAUGAGACAGCCGAAACUGCUCAAAAGGCAUUCAGCCAAUUUAUUGAUAAGCCAUUCCAAGGGGAAACUUUGCAGAUUGAAUACGCCAAAAGGAAGCCCGAGUAUGCCAAAAAGGGUGAAUUCAGAGCUAAGGUGACCGAUUUGCCUGAAGGCACAGCAUGGCAAGACUUCAAGGACUUUAUUAGAGAGGAAAUAAGAGUCCGUCCAACUUUUGUGAGAAUCCCUAUGGAUGAGCCCACUGUUUGUUACUUGGAAUUCAGUUCGAAAGAGGAUCUGGACUCGGCUAUUACCCAACUUAAUGAGGUCAAAUACAAAGAUGCCCAGAUGGCUGCCGAGAUAGAUACUAGUCCAUACAUUGCUUCUGCUUCUAGACAGUUCAAUCCUAGACGCAGACGUAGAGGAGGUUUCAGAGGAGGUAGAGGAAGCUUCAGAGGUGGCUAUGAGCGUCCUUCGGGUGGCUACGAUCGUCCUUCAGGCGGCUAUGAUCGUCCUUCAGGUGGUUAUGAUCGUCCUUCAGGUGGCUAUGAUCGUCCUUCAAGUGGUUAUGAUCGUCCUUCAAGAGGCUAUGGCUACAGAAACGGUCCUCCCCAAAGAGCUUACCGUGGAGGUCCACCACCUAUGGAUAAUGGUCCAUCUUCUUCCAACUAUGAUGAUGCCCCGUCAGGAUACAGAGAUUACCCACCUUCUGGUCCAAGAGGAGGUAGUGGCUACGCACCUAGGGGUGGUAGAGGUGGUUACCUUCCAAAGUCUCCAGGCAGUUAUCCUCCACAGAGAGGUGGAUAUCGGGAUGACUAUCCACCUCCUGAAAGAGAAGGUGGUAGAGGAUCUGAUUACAGAUCAAGCAGAGAGGGUGAGCCCAAUUUACCUGAAGAAAGAGAAUAUAACAGAGAUCGGUCUCCAACUAGGUAUUAA
Brettanomyces nanus is the source of this 1050-nucleotide messenger RNA. RefSeq lists its product as uncharacterized. Gene Ontology annotation, cellular component: cytoplasm; ribonucleoprotein complex; nucleus. Gene Ontology annotation, molecular function: mRNA binding. The transcript has a single exon. The record is from RefSeq and is a predicted model, not a curated record. NCBI's taxonomy places the organism in Eukaryota, Fungi, Ascomycota, Pichiomycetes, Pichiales, Pichiaceae. The coding region runs from base 1 to 1050 and encodes 349 amino acids.